AGUGUCUUACUGUACUUUUAAAUGGAAAUGCCGCGGGAACUUUGGCUCCACCAAUGAUAAUUUUUCGAUAUAAAAGAAUUCCUUCCGACCUCUCUGCUAGCGUACCAAGGCAUUGGGGAAUAGGAGUUUCCGAAAAUGGGUGGAUGACCUCAGAUACUUUUUAUAGUUAUAUAGCAAACGUCUUUUAUCCUUGGGCUAGAGAAAAUAUUUCAUUUCCCAUAAUAUUUUUCGUAGACGGACAUUCCUCACACUUAUCGUACCACCUUAGCAAAUUCUGUUGAGAAAAUGAAAUAAUUUUGGUGGCUUUGUAUCCAAAUGCUACACAUUUGUUACAACCAAUGGAUGUAGCUGUGUUUCGUACUUUGAAGUCUGGAUGGAAAGAGCAAGUCAGCGCAUGGAGGCUUCAAAAUCAACAUGAACCAUUAAGACGACGAGAUUUUGCUCCCCUAUUAGAUGCUGCUAUUAAAGAUCGGGUAAUUCCAAAGAUCCUUCAAAAUGGAUUUAAGAAAUGUGGACUCUUUCCACGGGAUGCCGAAGUAAUGAGCAAUUUUUUUCCAGAAAAUGAUGAUCGAUCUAAUUCACCUAAACAAUCUGAAGACAUCGUGCAAACGGAUAACAUAGACAGACUUGCAUUUAUGGAAUCUUUUAUAGACCAAGAAACACUUAAUAGUUUUCAAGAGCACCUACCUGAAGAACUAGUGGAGUGGUCGAAUAGAAGAUAAAUCGUUGUUUGAAAUUUGGAAGAAAAUGAAACAAAGUUGCGGAUUAGUUACCUACAAAAACUAUUGAAAACAUGAUAGAAGAGGCAGAAAUUGUUUUUGAAGACGACAUUAAUUAUUGAACUAAUAAAUGAAAAUAAUAUUAGAAAUCCUGUUUGCAAUAAUGAAACAAUUGAUAGUACCAUCUUAACUGCUGAAAACCCAAAUAUCACUACCAUAACACACCCAUUCCCGUCUAAAAUAACUUCACCUUCACUUUGUCCUGAUGCUGAUAAUGACAACGUUCAGCUGCACGAUUCUUUUAAAAAUACCUCCCAAGUACCCGAACUGAAUAUGUACAAAUUAUAACGCCUAUAAAACCCAACCUGACAUUGUUAGAACACCGAUCGCCAAUGAAGUGUUCCGAGAAAUUAGACAACACCAAAACUGGACCAAUAGUUCCCAGUCCUUUUAAGCGAGCGCUUUUCUGGCCCGAGUCAACACCCGCGACAGAUAAGAAAACUAAAGAAAAAAUACCCAGUGUUGUAACAAGUCAAAUGUGGCAGGAAUAUAGCAAAAAAAAAGUGAGAAAAAAAGCCAAAAUGGAAGCUGAUAAACUGGAACAAAAAAGAAAACUAGAGGCUAAGAAAAAAGACAAUAACAAAGUCAAAAAAAAAGUUGUGGUGAAUACACAAAAGGAAAUGGACAAAUCCGAAUCAACCGAUGAGGAUAAUGUGCCUUUAAGCCAAAUAAGAGGAAAUUUAAGGGUGGGAAAACCAAAACCUUUGGAUUACGUGGUUGUCAAGUACGACGGAAAAUACUUUCCGGGUAAAGUUAUUGAAACUCGGAAUGAAGAGUAUUUUGUUUCCGCAAUGGUCCAAUGUGGAAGAAGAGGAUGGCGCUGGCCUGAUAUUGAAGACCAAAUCUGGUACGAUGAACAAGACGUAGUAAUGAUUAUAGAACCACCUAAGCCGAAAAACUCUAGAGGUAUCUUUUUCGUAGAAGAAAUGAAAAACUUUACUGAAUUCACAGAAAAUUAAUUAUUUUCCUUAACGUUAAAAUUAUAUAAUAAAAAAUUAACUACAACAAAGAGCAAAGGGGGGUCAGGUACCGAAAAAGGUCAUCAUUAGGGACUUUUUAAGGGAAACUAUAAUGUCUUAAAACCCAACGGUAUAUAGUUUGUCUCAUAAAUGAUUUUUAUCAGAACUACAUUGACUAAUCAAUCUUAAAGUGUCCGCUUUUGGUGCAUCUACCUUACUUGCAAAAUUCAAAGUAAAUACUCGUAAGUGCCCUUUUAUACUGGUUUGUUUAGCAGCGCUGCACUGCGUCCUGUCCUUCUGCUUAAAAGCGCUGCUAAGUCGCCCAGUGCGAAGGAGCACUUACGAGUAUUUACUUUGAAAGCAUUUACUUAUUUUUAUUCAUACGGGCCAUUGUAUCCUGUUAUUACUGAGGUAGAUUUGAUUUCUAAACAGUUACCAAAAAUAGACCUCUAUGACGAAUGCCAACGGUCUUACGCCAAUUAUGUCAAUGAGAACAAUUUAUCACUUAGAUCUUAAACAUCGUCAGUUACCGAUAUGCGCUCUAACAUCGUGCUUCUACUGGUUUUGGUCUUUAACUAUGCAGACUGUGUAUUUUUCGACAACUUCACCUUCGACCACAUGAUCCCGAUUGCAAGUGGUAAGGUGCAGUUGUGGAACGAGACCGAUCAAGACAAGCUGAAGAAGGACCUCUUCGUCAAUUAUGACAGGUUUUCGCGUCCCACAGAGCACUUCAACACGACGAAGGUGAAUUUUGGCGUGAGUAUUUUACACCUCGAGACUGACGAACGGAGAUCUACAGUAACUAUUCACGCCUGGAUGCGGAUGGUCUGGUACGAUCAAAAAUUGAAAUGGAAGGAGGAAGAUUACGGGAACAUUUCCGUUUUAAGAAUAGCAGACCACGAGUUGUGGCAUCCCGACCUCUAUCUCUACAACAGUGCUUCAGGUGGCGAACCUCUGCUUCGUUUCGGAUUGUCGCACGCACUGGUCUACCCGAACGGGGAGGUUCUACACGUGCCGCCUUUGAAACAGACCGUUCUCUGCGAGUUUGACUUACGUAACUGGCCGUUUGAUACUCAGUCUUGCGAGCUGAAGUAUGGGUCUUGGGUGCACCACGGUCAAGAAAUCGAGCUAGGGCUUUACAACAACGAGGCACAUAUUGACUUAAGCGAUCUCCUUCUGCACAACUCUUGGAAGAUUACCGAUACAAGCGCAGCGAUUGCUUCGACAAAGUACGUUUGCUGCCCUGAGGCUUACUACGACAUCAAAUUUACGUUUAGGAUGGCAAGGAACCCGAACCCCUACAGCUCGGUGGUCAUAGCACCAUCUGUCGUGAACGCCCUUCUGGUGCUGGCGCAAUUUUCGUUACCAAACGGAAGUAAACAGAGAAUGUACCUCAACGGGUUCCUGCUCUUGAUUUUGGCCUCUUACCUCCUGUACUUUUUGUGCCUUUUCAGUGGAACGGGGAGAGGGGCACCUUUAAUUGUUCAAUUUUACGCGUUUAGUUUGUACACUGUUUGUUUCGGGUUACUUUCUGAAACGACAGUCACUGUCAUCUCGAGGAGCAAAAAGUUGAAAGUUAUAGAGUCCACGGCUCGCAAAGUCUUUGGUGGAAUUGUUGCUAGAGUCCUGCUCAUUGAGAGUGAUGUGCCACCGGUUGACAAGGAAGCUUUAAUGCGAAAUGACCUCGAUGACGUGGAUCACGAGGAAAUCAAGCUUGGCGAGUAUGCGGUUCGGAAUGUACCAUUCCUUAGCGUACUCGUCAGCAGAUUAUUUUUCAUCUUAUAUUUAAGCGCGAUAGUAGGAAUUGGACUGCAAUUCAGACUUCAUUGAGUCUACAACAGAGUCUAAAAAGUGUUAAUAUUUUUAGUUUCAUUCUUCAUUGUGUUGUAGCUUUAAGAAACAGAAAAGAACCGCAAAUUUUGAGAGUUA
Photinus pyralis (common eastern firefly) is the source of this 3667-nucleotide messenger RNA. RefSeq names its product neuronal acetylcholine receptor subunit alpha-2-like. The transcript is spliced from 10 exons. Gene Ontology annotation, biological process: regulation of membrane potential; nervous system process; chemical synaptic transmission. Bases 2273 to 3568 code for a protein of 431 amino acids. Lineage: Eukaryota; Metazoa; Arthropoda; Insecta; Coleoptera; Lampyridae. Gene Ontology annotation, molecular function: neurotransmitter receptor activity; extracellular ligand-gated monoatomic ion channel activity; transmembrane signaling receptor activity. Gene Ontology annotation, cellular component: membrane; synapse; neuron projection. The record is from RefSeq and is a predicted model, not a curated record.